CCUGCCAGCUGAGAUGCCGUUUCCUUCUGAUUUGUAUCAGAACCAUUUAAUGCCAAAUCAAAUAAUUCCAGACCCAACGCAAUAUACAGACCAGUAUGGAUAUGUGCAUUAUGGGGAUCAAUGGCGGGGGGCAGGGCAACAUCUCCCAUGCGGUCACAGACACCGUGAUUCCAGAACCAUGUGAGGAAUACCACAUCUCAGAAUACUGCAGUCGAAAGGAAGAAUGCUUCAAGAUGCACCUUUGUGCGGAUUUCAUCAUGGGAGCUUGCCAGGGGUGCAAGCUAAACCACGACAUCUUGGAUUCACAGUGUGAGAAACUGCUUAAAAAGGCCAAGGUUGAUUUGAGACAAACAAGAAAGGACUUGUGUAACUUGCUGAAGGUGAAAUGGGCUGUAAACAUGGACGAGAUCAAGAAAUGGAAGGCAGAGAGGAAAGAAGAAACGAAGACUUGUUAUGCCACGUUUCCCCCCGUCCAAUCUGUCACGAAAAUGUGUUAUGCCCACGAAAAUUUGGAAUCCUGCGGUAACAAAGGGUGGAAAAUGUUCGAGGACUUCAUCACAACAGAGAAUAUAUCAAAAUACAUAUUUUCAUCUCAUGAGGGAGAUGAUGAGGAGGAAGAGGAAGAGGGAGAUGAUGAGGAGGAAGAGCAAGAGGGAGAUGAUGAGGAGGAAGAGGAAGAGGGAGAUGAUGAGGGGGAAGAGGAAGAGGGAGAUGAUGAGGAGGAAGAGGAAAAGGAAACCUUCAAUGUUGAUAUUGAGGAAAACUUCGAAUCCGGCGGUAGCAGAGAGAGGAACAUGUGGGAGGACUUGAUCCCAGCAGAAAAUAUACCAAAGGACAUUCCUUCAUCUUAUGAGGGAGAUGAUGAGGAGGAAGAGGAAGAGGAAACCUUCAAAUUUGCUAUUGAGGACUGUGAUGCGGUUCCGGUUGGUUUCAAUAGCCCAGUUACCACGUCUGAAGAAGAGCCUGAAAAAGUGGGCUUCGCGUUCCUCGGAGAAGGCUAUAAUGGUGCACAAGGACGCCUAUGGAACUUGAGUGCUACAGUCGACAUAUUACACCAUAUUCAAGAAGCUAAAAGAACCCUUAAAGUAGUGAAGAGCAGACGAGGUGAUCGAGAUGGGGCGAAAGACGAAGAGAUUCUUGGGGGAGAGUAUGGGGAGGAUCGACAGAGAAUCCUGAGAGAAGCGGUCGGCAGAUUUCGGCAAGGAAUCGGGGGUCAGCAUCCCGAAAGUGUGGUGGCCCUGAUGGGAGACGAGAGGGGAUGGGUGGGGAUCGGAGUUCUCCGUCCCGGCCCUCCCAAGCCGUCCUUUCUCCGGGUCCUGGAUCAUACGUUCCAGGAUGCCAGCGACGGGGAAGAGGUGAAACUGUGGGGGGGCUUGGGGUCGUGCUGGGGAGGGAUGGCAGACCGAGUCUUCCUCUUCGCUCGGAAGAAGACGUUCGUCGUGGAAGUGGACGGAGAAACGUCCUGGAGUCUCCCAGAUGAUCGGUCCAUCUCCUCUCUUCCCUUUCUUUCCUCACCUUUCCACGUUUCCUUGUCAACGUGCCUCGUACCAUGCACCGUGCCUGGGAAAGGGUUCUAUCUCUUUGGGGGAAGGUCGGGAGACGGGAAGAGAUCUCUGUCGGACGCUGCCAUGUUUCUUCCCGAGGUGGGAGGAGGGGUCUGGCUUUCUCUGCCCGAUCUCCCGAAGAAGAUGUACGGGGCAGCAGGGACGGCUCUUAAAGAUGGCUCCUUCCUCAUUAUCGGUGGAAGGGAUGGAAGGAAGAAUAAAGUGUUGAAGACGGCAUAUGUGUUUGACCCGCGCAAGGGUAAGAGAUACGACCCCCUCACGGACAUGCCGGAACCGGCGGUAGCGGCAGCAGCGACAGUGUGGAAGGGGACGCAAGUCAUAGUCGCUGGUGGAAUCACAGGGAAGAACGGGGAAGAAGCCUCCUCCGAGGUCAGAGUCUUCGAUCUGAGGGCGAGAGCAUGGGAAACGUCCUCUUCUUCCCCCUGGCCCUGUCUCCGUACCCCGAGGUGGUGUCUCGGCCUGGUGAAAGAUACGCAGGACCGGGUGAUCGCCCUCGGCGGCGGGAAGGGUCUCGCCACGCCUGUCCGAACAUUGGAAGCGUUGGGGGAGGGUGGAUGGAAGGAAUCGCGCCUUCCUCACGCUCUUACUGGCUGCUUCCAUCCUCGGGACAUACUGUGA
This is a messenger RNA of Darwinula stevensoni, 2183 nucleotides long. The record is from the annotation of a GenBank genome assembly. Lineage: Eukaryota; Metazoa; Arthropoda; Ostracoda; Podocopida; Darwinulidae.